AUGGCGGCAAUCAAAAUUCCAUUCUUCCAGAUCUGGUACUCGUCGGCUUUCCUCAUCAUCGUAUUUCUCACCUGGGUAGCAACCUUGGUGUCACCGACCGACCUGGUGUACAGUUGCAUCAGGAUCAAAAACGUACCCAACGGCAUCGCGGUUGGCGCCAUCUACAUCGGGACGCUGCUCGUCGCGCUCUUCAUCUGGUCCUCUCGCAUUUACACCAAUCGCGCCACGUUAAAGGAGAUCCCACGAUGCUACAUCCCCGUCGACAAGGGCGAAGUGCCGCGCAAAGUACACAAGAUGAUAAAGAAGCAGUGGGAACGCAGUGCCAUUGUCGCGUGGGACUCGCGACCCCGAGACAUAAGGGAAGAGCUGACGAGAAUGGCGCACGAGGAUGACGAGACGAGGCAUGGCUUCGCUGGGCUGCUGAAGGGCCACGCGAAGAAGAGGACUGAGAUCCCGCCCGACGUGGCGCUGGCUGCUUGGGGUCAUAUAUCACACCCUGGAUGGUCGAGUCCGUCGGACGCAAAGUUGCCCAGCCUGGAGUACUACCGUGUGUUUGUGGAGCUACCCAAUCUGAUCGAGGCGAAAGCUGUCAGUCUCGCACCUCCCGAUCCGGCAUUUUAUCAAAACGGACUGGUAGAAAGCGGCAUUACACCCAUUCCUGAUGCAAGGGUUGUCGCUUUGCUUCAGAGACCGGCGACUCAAGGCUUGAGGGAAUAUCUCGCACGACUAGCUGACUUCAACCUCGUCAAUCCUCCUGAUGCCGCAGAGGACUUCCUCGCACAGUAUGAAGCGGCGCGGUUUUCCACUAGGCCGCUAACGGAAUAUCAAUUCCAAAACCUAAUGACGGCUUUCUCUGCACUCCUUACUGGAAUGACUGACCUGGACGUUGCUGCGGUCGAGAUGGAGCUGGCGUCCUCGUCUUCCGCAUCCAGCCUGCGAACCUUUACGACGAGCUCAGAGUCUCUCCCUCCCGUUCCUUCCAACCGACUCUCUGCGCCCUCUUCCCAUGUAGGCACUGUUCAAACCGCGCUUUCCCGUGCAAGAACACCCAGCCGGCUACACCAUGCACCAUCAGGAAGCUCUCUUGGGUCGGUGAUUAGAUCCAAUUACGGUGGUGGAUCGGCACUGCGUAUUUCAUCAAGCAAUCCGUCGUUGAGAUCGAACGGCUCCGUCAUUAGACUCAAUCCGUCUCCACGUCCGGGUGAUGAGCCCUACGAGUAUGUGUACGACGAGGGCUAG
This is a messenger RNA of Verruconis gallopava, 1239 nucleotides long. RefSeq lists its product as uncharacterized. Lineage: Eukaryota; Fungi; Ascomycota; Dothideomycetes; Venturiales; Sympoventuriaceae. The record is from RefSeq and is a predicted model, not a curated record. Bases 1 to 1239 code for a protein of 412 amino acids. The transcript has a single exon.